This is a messenger RNA of Pelobates cultripes (western spadefoot toad), 1263 nucleotides long. NCBI's taxonomy places the organism in Eukaryota, Metazoa, Chordata, Amphibia, Anura, Pelobatidae. The record is from the annotation of a GenBank genome assembly.
AUGCAGAUGCCCUUUUUGUUCCCCGCGACCUCCAAUACCCGGCACCGAGGAUCUCGGGCCUACCACGAGGGAGGCCGGCUGCUCACUCGAGAUGGCCCCUUUGAGGCAACCCUCGACUUAUUCGCCAAGCACAUAAUCGGUGCAUCCCCCGACGAUGCAAUGGGUCGGAAAAACCCAAGGCUAAGCCAACAAAAAACACGGCGCCCCAGGGGGGCGUGGCCGACAACAGAGCUAUAUGGCAGCAGACUAGCUCAGCUCCUGAGCGGCAAGGACGGAACCGCCGAAAACGGAGGUAAUAAACCCACAAUGGGUAAUCAAAAAAAGGCUCACCCUGCUUCCCAGCACUCCGGGAAGACUCCAGCCGGAAAAUCGGGCACUGUGGCCCGUUUAUUUAGAGAUUAUUCCGACCGCACGGCGGACCUCGGGGAAUCCAAUAUGGCGCCGGCGGCAGUAACCGCCGACUCAGAUCCUCCAAGCCCCACAGCGUCGGACACAUCACAGGUAUCGAUGGAAGCAGAUAUUAAAGGCAUACUACGAAAUCUGCCCUCCAGAGCUGACCUAGCUCAGAUGCUAGGAAAAUUGGAAACUACCUUCCAAAAGAAGAUGGAAAGCCUCAAUUCAGAAAUAACUCAGGUAGGCCGCAGAGUUCAGGACCUGGAGGAUGAAAGGGGGUAUCACCACACAUUUAUGUACUCCCUAUCAGCUAAAGUCCAAGCCCAAGAAAGGCAUUUAUCUAUGAUGCAACGCUCCCUAGAUGACAUCGACAAUAGGGGCAGGAGAAAUAAUUUACGCAUAAAGGGAAUGCCAGAAGCAGAAGGGGAAAACCUAUAUAACAUCCUGGCCUCGCUUUUCAAUCUUAUACUAAAGCGUAAGCCAGACUCACCGGUUAUCCUGGACAGAGCGCACCGUUCUCUUCGCCCCAAAGCAGCGGUCGGCGAUGCCCCAAGAGAUAUUAUCUGCCGCAUCCACUACAACGCUCUUAAGGAAGAUAUUUUGAAACACCUCAGGGACACCUCAGGCCCCUUGUUAUAUCAGGGACACGAAAUACAGAUCUAUCAAGAUCUAUCUUGGCACACGCUGCAAGCAAGACGAGCCCUACGGCCAAUCACCGAUCAACAUACGAUACAGAUGGGGUUUCCCUUUUGCCCUCAUCGUAAACAUCCGCGGAACCACAUAUACGAUCUCUACACACCAGGACAUCGUGCCAUUCACCGAAGCGUUAAACCUGGCAGAAACAUCCAUCCUGGAUUGGUAUGCUCCUGA